This is a messenger RNA of Magallana angulata, 3104 nucleotides long. Its product is annotated as protein RCC2-like. The record is from RefSeq and is a predicted model, not a curated record. The transcript is spliced from 11 exons. Lineage: Eukaryota; Metazoa; Mollusca; Bivalvia; Ostreida; Ostreidae. The coding region runs from base 87 to 1511 and encodes 474 amino acids.
AUUUCGCGGGAAUUCGCCGGUUGAAAUAACAUCUGACACAGGGUUGUCUUUGUUAUUAAAAUCGAUAAAAAUUCUUAUUAACGAAAAUGCCACCAAAGAAAAGAAAUACAGAAAGCAAAGGAAAUUCUCAAACAAAACGUAGAAAGAAGCAAAAUGAUGUUAUCGAAGAGUUUGAAGAGGAUUCCGGGGGAGAAUUGGAUAACACAAAUAAUGGCACGGAAACAGAUGAAACUUACGAUGUUACCCUUGAGGGAUCAAUGCUGACUGGGGAACUGCUGAUUAGUGGUGGAACAAACUGGGACUUGGUGGGAAGGAAAUCUCUUCCUAAAGGAGCCAAAAAUGCAGGGGGUCCCAAUCUAUGGAGGCCACAUAGGAUGAGCAGCUUGGUUGGAGUCAAAAUUAGAUCUGCAAUUUCUGGAUGUACAGCUUGUCACAGCGUUAUUAUUACAGCAGAUGGAAAAGCAAUGACAUUUGGUAGAAAUGAUUGUGGACAGCUAGGUCAAGGCGACUUAAACAGAAGAGAUCUUCCAACAGAGGUACCACUACUUCAGGGACUUAACAUAGUGGAUGCAUGCUGCGGAAAAAACCAUACAUUGUUUCUAACAGACAAAGGUCAUGUAUAUGCAUGUGGAGACAACAAAAUGGGACAACUUGGAUUGGGUCAUCAAAGCAGCACUGUUCUGGUUCCAACAAAGAUAUCAUAUAAAGGACCUCCGGUCAGGAAAGUUGCAGGUGGGGGAGAAUUUUCAAUGAUGGCUGACAUCAGAGGAAACCUAUACUCCUUUGGUUGUCCUGAAUAUGGUCAGCUAGGUCACAAUACAGAUGGGAAGUAUUUCGUCACUAGCAACAAGAUGUCCUUCAGAUGCGAGACUCGUCCUCGUAAGGUCAAUGUAUUCAUUGAGAAGGCACGAGACGGCCAUAUUGUCCCUGUCACUGAUGUAGAGGUCAGAGAGCUGGCCUGUGGAGCCAAUCACACGGCAAUCAUCGAUUCAAAGAAAAGAGUGUUCACCUGGGGAUUUGGUGGAUACGGACGACUUGGCCACGCUGAACCGAAGGAUGAAAUGGUUCCUCGCCAUCUCAAGUUUUUUGAUGGGCCUAACAGAGGGGCAACACAAAUACAUGCAGGCUCUACCUUCACUUUGGCCACAAAUGAAUAUGGGGCAUUGUACAUGUGGGGCAUAAACAAAGCAGUAGGAGAAGCCGCAAUGUAUCCCAAACUUGUCCAAGACCUGAGUGGGUGGAGAAUCAGAAGUGUUGGGUGCUGCAACAAAAGUAUUGUGGUGGCAGCAGAUGAAAGUCUGAUAUCUUGGGGGCCAAGUCCAACAUAUGGAGAGCUGUGUUAUGGAGAAGACAAAGCCAAAUCAUCCACAACUCCCCAGGAAGUGAAGACCCUGUACGGGGGAUACAUUCAAUCGGUCGGCUGUGGAUACGGACACACAUUACUUAUCUUCCGAGCAGACUCUGAGGAGGACAAGGUGAAGAUCGAAAAAAUCAAUGUGUUUACCCCAUAAAGGGGCUCUUGUGAACAGUAGGGACACCAUUGAAUCAUGUAUAUAUUAUAGAUGUAGUUACUGAACAAAAAAACCCAUUGAAUCAUACUGAUAUUGAUUGCACAUUUGUUCUACCUCUUCUUGGUAUUGACAUUAACAAAAUCCUGCAAUAAUCAUUGUUUUCUUUAUAGAUAUGUCAAUCACUGUUGUUAUCAUCUUGAGUAGUCUUUUUGUUGUGUUGUUUGUUUGUUUUUUUUUGCAUGAUUGUUUUUUAUAAAAUGAAUUUUUCUUCUAUUUCUCUCUCUCCAGUAUUUUGUAUAAACUGUGGUGCAAUAGUGGUAUGUCUAGAGGUUAAUUUUAGUUAAAGAAGAUAGUGAUUCAACUGUAAGCAAUUAAGCAAAACAUGUUAUCUACAGUAUAUUGAUGUAUUGUACUUUGACAGUGUUAAUAAAAUGUUCAUUAGGCCAUAAUUUUUUUUAUUAGUUGUUUUUCAAGACUUUUUUGAGAAAGAAAUUUGGCUGGUAGGUUGAGAAAAAAAAUGUAAAGACCCAUUUUUACAAACUUUAAAUGUUACAGUAAUACAACCAUUGAAUUGCAUCCAACAUCCAAAAAAAUUUAUAACAGAUUCAAUGUGAAUUUGCUAUUUAAAAUCUUAUUCAACAAAUCUUGUGUAAUAUGUAUGCUGAUUUUUCUUGUGAUUUGAUGGUUUUGAUGAAUUCAUUUACUCGACACCUCAAGCAAAAUUUUUCCCCCCAAUUUCUGAAAAUCUGGGUUGGUCGGUCUUGAAGCCCAACUAAUUAAAAACAAAUGUUCAAUAUGAUAGCUUUACAACUAUUAAUUGAAGAUUUCUCUGGUAUAUUGUGCAUCUAAAAAUGUUUGAAACACAUAAUAUUUUUGCAUUUUAUAGAAAAUGGUAACCAAGCUAUUGCUUAACUUAAUAAAAUGUGUGCUAAUUAUACAGGUUACAAUUGGUUGUUGUUCUAAAUCUAAACUAUAUCUUAUUUGAGAUUCUUAAGAAAUUAUGUAGCUGUAAUUGUAUUUUUUAAACACCUUGCCACUUGUGUCACUUCUGUUUUAUUAAAAUUUGUAUCCAUUUGAAAUCAAAACCAGUCUAUAUGUGUAUUACACCACCAUUUUUCCCCAUUCCUUCUCAAUAGUUAAGCAGUACGCUUGUUAGUGAAGAAUGAAAACAACUGGCAGAUACAGUAUAUCAAUUAAAAACAUGCAGAAAUUUGAAAAUUUAUCAAGUAUUCACCUGUUUCAGACAUUUUUAUACCCACCCAAUGAAAAUUAGUUUGCUCUAUAGUGUGUUUUUUGUAUUUUCCAGCAUAUAUAGACUGCAUUUUUAUUAUAUAUUUAUUCACCAAAUUUUUGUAUACAUAUAUUUUUAGUUUGUUUUCAUAGAAAGUCAGGGAAACAUUUGAUCAUGCUGUCAAUUUCUUUUUGUUAAGAGUUAAUUUUGUUUAAUUAAAAAAAGGUUCCAAAUCUAUUUUGUCAAAUUUUUUGCAAAACAUAUUGCCACUGAUUUUUCUGUGCUACAUUUUGAAAGAAAACUUUCCCAUGUACUAGCUCAAUAUUAAUCGAAAAUAGAAAUAAAAUUAUAUCAAUAUGGAA